Jaculus jaculus (lesser Egyptian jerboa) is the source of this 850-nucleotide messenger RNA. It is a transcript of the gene Klk1, whose product is annotated as kallikrein 1. NCBI's taxonomy places the organism in Eukaryota, Metazoa, Chordata, Mammalia, Rodentia, Dipodidae. The transcript has 5 exons. Bases 28 to 804 code for a protein of 258 amino acids. Gene Ontology annotation, molecular function: serine-type endopeptidase activity. The record is from RefSeq and is a predicted model, not a curated record. Gene Ontology annotation, biological process: regulation of systemic arterial blood pressure; zymogen activation.
GCCUGCUGCCCCUGGACACCUGUCACCAUGUGGUUCCUGGUUCUGUGCCUCGCCCUAGUCUUGGGGGGCACUGGUGCCGCUCCUCCGAUCCAGUCUCGGAUUGUCGGAGGCUAUGAGUGUGCGAAGAAUUCCCAACCCUGGCAGGUGGCUAUCUACCAUUACAGCCGCUUCCAAUGUGGGGGCGUCCUGGUGAACCCCCAGUGGGUGCUCACAGCUGCCCACUGCUACAGCGAGGAGUACCAGCUCUGGCUGGGUCGCCACAAUCUGUUUGAUGAUGAAGAGUCCGCUAGGCACAUGCUCGUCAGCGAAAGCUUCCCACACCCCAACUUCAACUUCAGCCUCUUGAAGAACAACUCGAACCACCCCGGGGAUGACUACAGCCACGACCUGAUGCUGCUGCGCAUGGCUCAGCCCGUGGAGCUCACGGAUGCCAUCCAGGUCCUGGCACUUCCCACUAAGGAGCCCGAGCUGGGGAGCAUCUGCACUGCCUCAGGUUGGGGCAGUAUCGAGCCCCUUCAGUUCCAGUACCCAGAUGAUCUCCAGUGUGUAGAUUUGAAGCUCCUUUCUAACGAAGUGUGUGCAAAGAUACACCCCAAGGAUGUGACAGAAUUCAUGCUGUGUGCUGGCUGCCUGGAAGGAGGCAAAGACACCUGCGUGGGUGACUCAGGGGGCCCAUUGGUCUGCGAUGGUGUGUUGCAAGGUAUCACGUCAUGGGGCCACGUCCCGUGUGGCAGUCCCGCCAUCUACACCAAAGUCAUAGAGUUCAUGGACUGGAUAAGUGAAACUAUAGAAGCAAAUUCCUGAAGCUCCCACUGUCCCCUACUCCCAAUAAAACUCAAGCUGCAUCCAA